Messenger RNA from Clavispora lusitaniae ATCC 42720, 2622 nucleotides. RefSeq names its product transcription factor domain family protein. Lineage: Eukaryota; Fungi; Ascomycota; Pichiomycetes; Serinales; Metschnikowiaceae. Gene Ontology annotation, biological process: DNA-templated transcription; positive regulation of transcription by RNA polymerase II. The record is from RefSeq and is a predicted model, not a curated record. Gene Ontology annotation, molecular function: sequence-specific DNA binding; DNA-binding transcription factor activity, RNA polymerase II-specific; zinc ion binding. Gene Ontology annotation, cellular component: nucleus.
AUGCCCAAACAAGAAAACGGCGUGCCGGAGGAAGUUCCUCUGCGCUCAGAAACGCCCAUAGCCACGCCCAUGGCGCUGUAUGCCAACUCCAUGGCAAGUACGAACUCCGUACCUCCUUCGACCUACGCCAUGCGGCCGUCCGACCAAAAGAGACGAAGAGUCACCAGAGCUUGCGACAACUGCAGACUCAAGAAGGUCAAGUGCGACGGCAAACAGCCAUGUAUCCACUGCACGGUGUACUCGUACAACUGCACGUACGACCGGCCCAACGUGCGCAACAAAAAAGCCCCGGCACCUUUGCCCAGCACGCCGCAGACAAACUUGCUCCAGCUGAUUGCCAUGAACAGAAUGCCGUCCGUGUCCACCAUCAACGCCAACUUGGUCUUGUGCCAGAACAUCAUGAACUUGUUGUUCCCCAAGUUGCGCCUCAACUUCUUGGAGGACCGGCCCCAGAACUUUGACUUCAACAAGUUCCAGAAAGUGGUGGGGUAUCUCCAGAACAAGAACCCCUCCAACAUCAACUUGCACGAGAUCCUGGAGCUUUACUUGGACAACCCAACGCCGUCUGCUUCUCCCAUCAGCCACGUCGAGCAUCACGUGGGCUCCACAGGCUCUUCUGAUGACACCCUAGGUGCUGAAAUCAAAAUCAUCUUGCCUCCGAAAGAAGUGGCUCUACAGUUGAUUUUCACCACAUGGAACAAAGCAUGCGUGCUUUUCCGCUUCUACCACAGGCCUUCUUUGCUCGAAGAAGUGGAUUUGCUCUACAGCUUGGACCCUCUACAUUACACCGAUAGACAGCAAAAGUUUUUGCCCUUCAUGUACUCGAUUCUUGCAUGUGGCUCGCUCUUCUCUCGCCAAUGCUACAAUGAUCUUCCCAGCAACGAAACGUUGGAAGAUGACGGAUUCAAAUACUUUUUGGAGGCAAGGAAACUUAUAGAUAUUACAAACGUGGGCGACAUUCCCUCGAUCCAAACCAUUGUCAUGAUGAUCAUAUACUUGCAGUGUUCCGCAAGAUUAUCGACAUGCUAUUCAUACAUCGGUAUUGCCCUCAGAAGUGCAUUGAAAGAAGGCUUACACAGGAAUCUUUCCAUCUUCCAAUCGUCCAAGAGAAAACUCGAUCCUAUUGAAGUUGACACAAGGAAACGAUUGUUUUUCACCAUUUACAAGAUGGACAUCUACAUCAACUCGCUCCUAGGCUUGCCUCGUUCGAUCAGUGAAGAUGAGUUUGAUCAGGAGUUCCCCGUGGAACUUGAUGAUGAAUACAUUACAAGAGAGGCAUAUCUUUUUGAUAAGCAAGAAGGGCGAUUGUCAUCUGCUGGGUGCGCAAAUCAUCACACAAAGUUGACAAUUAUCCUUUCAGAAAUCAUGAAAGAGUUGUAUCCGAUCAAAGCCAAGCCCAAGAACAGUGCUGAUGCCAAACUUUCGGGUGGCAUCCACGAUAAAGUUACUGAGCUAGAGUUCAAGUUGAAAAAAUGGCUCGAGAACCUUCCGGCCGAGUUGAAGCCAACAGACCCAAAUGACUCAGAAAGUGGAAAACAAAUCCCUGAUCGUUUCAAAUUGGCGAACUACUACCUCCAUCUUUCGUUUUUGAAUUGUCAGAUUAGUCUUUACAGACCUUUUAUCCACUACAUUAGUAACGGAUACCAGUCCACAUACUCUGACUCGAGAUCUUUGAUCCGUGGUCGCAAUUGCAUAAAAGUUGCUCGGAUGGUUGUGAAGUUGGCUAACAAGAUGAUUGAUCAGAAUUUGUUGGUAGGAACGUAUUGGUUCUCCAUGUACACAAUUUUCUUUUCCAUCGCUUGUCUAAUUUAUUACUUUCACUUUGCCAAUUACAACAACCAAAAGAAUAACCAAAUGGGUGUCAACUACGCUGGUGUGUUAUUUGAUGAUGAUUUGAACAUUGAAAUGAUUCGAAAGGAUAUUGAGAUUGGCCGCAAGGUGUUGGAUACUUUGAAGAAUAUGUCGAAUGCUUCUUUGCGGAUCUACAACAUUUUGAACAAUUUGUUUGAGCAGUUAAACAGAAGAACAGCAGACACUUCGUUGAAGGCCAAUUUGAUGUCAGGCUCUUCAAGCAUUGAAGCUAAUGAUGCAUCUGUACAAGUCACACUCCGGAAUUUUGAUAAGAUCAACGAUUUCAAGAGCAAUACAUCUGGCCAGAACCGUCAAAAUGAAGAAGGCUUCAAAUUUGUCAAUACGCCUAAUAGCGAGAAGAAUGAAGCUGAAAAGCAAUUAUUUGAUCUUUUUACCAAACCUUCGAAAACUACCGAAGAAACCAACUCCUUUGACGUUCCUAAUGUUGAGCUCCCAGAAGCGCCAGUGGAUGGGUCCAAUGAAUCUUCGCUUCCGAGCUCCAAACCUGAAGUUCUAGAUCCUCAAGUCAAUAUGCCAUCAUUUAUCGAUACGCCUUUAGAUUAUAUGCCAGGCGUCAUUGACACGUUGGACACACAGAUAUUUGGCCGUAUUCUUCCGCCAUAUAUGCUUGAGGGAAAUAAGAAGCUUGAUUCAAUGGACGGGAAGCCACUGGACAAGAUAUUUAAAGGAUUUGACCAGCAAGAGUUGAACUCUCUUACAUUUGAUCCAAGCCUGUUUGACUCGCUUGAUCCCUUCAACCCGAACCAGUGA